Messenger RNA from Schizophyllum commune H4-8, 2460 nucleotides. RefSeq lists its product as uncharacterized. The coding region runs from base 84 to 2234 and encodes 716 amino acids. The transcript has 3 exons. NCBI's taxonomy places the organism in Eukaryota, Fungi, Basidiomycota, Agaricomycetes, Agaricales, Schizophyllaceae. The record is from RefSeq and is a predicted model, not a curated record.
UCGUCCCGAGCCAGUAUUCAGCACAGUGCCGCGGCACUGUCGAGUUUGCAUCUCUCGUCUUCCAGGCAGUCAAGUCACCGAAGAUGGUGCGCUCGCAGCAACAAGUGCCACACUCCGGUGGGCCUGAAGGCCACGAUACCACGCAAGAGUUGAGAUAUCCUGACAUUCCGUUCCCUCCUUCACCUAUACAGCAACUCCCGCUCUCGCUCGCGCUAGACAAACAAGUCGUAUCCGAUACUCACCGAUCAUCCGCCUUCGUACCCAAUCUGGCGAAUGACCUUUUCCCGAAGGCGUCGUUCGCUAUCACCCCCAACGCCGUAGUCAAACUCUGCGAAAAGUAUUUCUACGAUCUCACCAACUGGAAAUGGCUAUACUACCCCGAUUUUUCGAAUAGCGCAGACCGCAUCGAGCGCGCCUCCGCGACGGCCAGCUUCCUGAACAAGCUCACACGCAUCAGCUGGCUUCUGUACGGAGACAAUCGACACCCUCUGCCUAGCGUCCCACGUCGGUGGUCUGUAACUCAAAGUUCUCGACUGCUUGUGGACGGGAGCAAAGUCGCGUCAUGUGGGCUUGCGUUGGUCGACGCAGGUUCCGCCGAUCUGCAGUGGAGCCAUAUACUCUGCGACGUGCAGAUUGAGUCUACCUUGAAGGGCAUCUCGAGAGCUGUCCAGAAGCUCACUACUGGUGCCGCGCACAUCUUCGCCACGCAAGAACACCGUCUAUUUCAUCUCGGGCUCGCUCUUGCAGGCGACACCUGUCAAUUGGCGUACUUCGAUCGUGCUGGUCGUGUUCUCUCCCCCAAGUUCAACGUGCAUAAGCACUGUGUACUCUUUGCGCGGGUCAUCAUGGGCUUGACAGUCCUUGAUAAAUCCUUUCUGGGUUUUGACCCCAAUGUCAUCCUGCGAGAAGGUCGGCGCUUCCUCAAGGUUAGCCAACAGGAAUACGAGAUUUUGGAGACAAUACACAUCAAGACGACUAUGCUAGGACGCGGGACUGUCUGCUGGCGCUGCCGGUGCCCGGAUGAUGACGAAGACUUUGUCAUCAAAAGCGUGUGGGUGGACGAAAGAGAGGGUGCCGAAGAAGGGGAGCUCCUGAUGGGCGUACAGAUGGUCGCGCAGCUGAGGACUGAAUCCGACGAGCUCGUCCUGCGUCCGGACGGCGAGCCGUACACGACAGUGCGCGUGCGUGAAUCGCGUCAGGGAAAGAAGCGCUCCAUUGUCCCCUAUUAUGUCCCUCGCCUGGUGCUUCGCCGCAUUGUUUUUCAGCCGUACGCACGACCACCCAGGGAUUUCUCGUCGAAGGAAGAGUUACUUGAGUGGAUGCUUGAUGCGCUGCAAGAGCACGAAGCGGUCUACGAGGAUCUGCACUUUCUUCAUGGCAACAUCAACGACGAUAACAUCAGGGCCUACACUGAACCGGGUUCGUCGAGGCCGCGAGGGAUGCUCAUUGACUUCGCCAGCGCCGUCUCCGUAAGCGGGCAGCCCGCUACCGGAUCGGCCAACGAGGGAGGGGGAACAUUACCGUUCACAGCUUGCGAUAUACUGCUUUUUCCGCGCCAGAGCGAGCAUGGACCAUGGCACGAUUUCGAAUCAUUUCUCUAUGUCCUUAUGAUCAUCUGCGCCACCUGCUCCGGUCCCUCGAGCACCCCUCGCCAGGGCUUCGACAUCCGAAAGUCGCCGAUGGCGCCUUGGUACACCAGCGACGGCAACCGCAAGGCCGACAUCAUGUACCUCUACAGCGACGCCAAAUUCCGCGCCUUCCUCAACCGCACCUUCGACCCCUACUUCGACGACUUGAAAGACAUCGUCUGCGAGCUGCGCACCCUCAUCAUGUUCAGGAAAUACAGGCAGAUCACGCACCUCGAUGUCAUGACGGUCUUCGACAACCACAUUCGGGCCCGGCGGGCGAUUCAGGCGCACGCGGCGAUCGCGUCCAAGCAGGCUUCCCCGGUCGCCAGCAAGAAACGUAACUGCAGGAAGAGGCGCACAGACCCUUCUCCCUCGUCCUCACCUGCCCUCGACGCCCCGGCGGGUCCAACUCAUGGCAUGACGACGAGGGCGAAGUCGCGCGCAGCGCCGCCUCGGGGGCCAUCCCUCGCCAGCAACAAACCAAACCUUACUCGGAUUCUGACACCCUCGCGGCGCAAGACGCGCGCGUCGACGGAGCACGCCCAGUUCGAUCAGGCGGGGAUGGCGACAGCGACUCGUGCUGCGAAACGACGAAAAAUGGUGUAGUGUACUGCUUUUUUCAGCGUCUCCACGUCGGGGUCAGCCGCCUUGGACGCUCGCUGCAGCCCAGAACCCUGGCCACGAAGGAUUAUCACCGAUUCAGCUAGGCGCAAGCGCGGCCUGUUCCAAACUGUACUUAUUGUCAACUGAUUCAAUGGGAACAUACAUACCAUUGAGCGCGAUAUAUAUGACUUCUUCCUGUUGCAUGUCUCGUGGAAUGUCACGCGCUGCG